AUGGAACGGCGGAGCCGCCUCUCUCUAAAGGCCGUAGCCGCCUUGCCGCCGGCCGAGUCGCCCGCCGAGCCGCUGCCCGCCUCUCCUCCUGCCGCCGCUGCCGCCGCCACGCUUCUCAACCUCGGACAGAGCUGCUUUCUUAACGCGGUCCUGCAGGCGGUUCGCAGCGUGGCGGGGCUCCGUGGUGAUCUCGAGCGGGCGCUCGCUGAGGGCGCCACCCGCGGCGGCGUCACCGACAGCCUCGCCGCGCUUCUCUCCGCCAUGGCCACCGCCGAAGCCGAGCGCGGCGCGCCUUCCUCGGCGCCGCUCUCUCCCGCCGUGCUGCUCCAGCGCCUGCGCGCUCGCCACUCGGCGCUGCGGCCGGUCAACGUCCAGCACUGCGCGCUCGAGACUCUGAGCUGCCUCUUUGCGUCGCUCGAGGCCGAGAUGGGCCGCCCGCCGGCCGGGUGGGGGGAGGGGCUGCUGUGCCACGCUACACGCUGCCUGACAUGCGACAACCAGCUCGCCGCUACGCUGCGCGGGGCGGACAAGUACGCGUGCGGCGAGUGCUGCGCGCUCUGCGACGCGAACCGGACCACCAGCCACGUGCGGGCGGCCCGGGAGGGCGGCGUGGCGGAGGAGGGCGGGGUGGCGGAGGAGGGCGGCGUGGCGGGCGGGCAAGCGGGCCGAGGGUUCGCCUCGUACGAGCUCGUGUCGCUGAUUGUUCACCGCGGGGCCUCCGGCAGGGGGCACUACGCCGACGCUUCUCCUCUACGCGCCGGUGCUGCCCAUGUGGACGGCUGGACACUCUUCGACGACGAGACUGCGGAACAGCUCUCAGAGGCGGAGGUGCGCGCCCGCCUCGGCUGCGGCGAUGCGCCGUCCAUCCUGUUCUACUGCCGGCGCGAUGAUUGGAUCAGCGCACGGUGA
Molecule: messenger RNA, 909 nt
Organism: Emiliania huxleyi CCMP1516
Lineage: Eukaryota; Haptophyta; Isochrysidales; Noelaerhabdaceae
Exons: 4
Coding region: 1-909 (302 amino acids)
Biological process (GO): protein deubiquitination
Cellular component (GO): nucleus; cytosol
Molecular function (GO): cysteine-type deubiquitinase activity; cysteine-type endopeptidase activity
Source: RefSeq, a predicted model, not a curated record